Molecule: messenger RNA, 1141 nt
Organism: Ceraceosorus bombacis
Lineage: Eukaryota; Fungi; Basidiomycota; Exobasidiomycetes; Ceraceosorales; Ceraceosoraceae
Source: the annotation of a GenBank genome assembly
AUGUCGAGCACCACCCCAUCACCAGAGGCUAAUGCCGCUCUGGAGAUCUCAUGCGACGUUCACACUGUACUUUUCGACAUGGACGGUACCCUCAUCGACUCUACACCCGCAGUCAAUGCCACUUGGCGGGAGACAUGCGACAGGUUUGGACUCGACUACGACGAGGUGGUGAGCAGAGCAUUCGGCAGCUGACAGUCCCCGCGUAGCUUCCGAACUGGCGCACCACGCGCCGAAGGCUGACUCCGUGCUUUCUUCGUGGUGUGACAUCGAUACAGCUCAAGACUUGUCAUGGAUGGAGGACGAUCGAGAAUCUGGCCAGGUUUGUCCCUUCUAUCCCAGCAGCAGACAUGCCUAAAGAGGUGACCAUCUUCGAGGGCAGGAUCAGUGAAAUCGCUCAAGAUUGCUUGGAUGGGAAGAGGCAGGACGGCAGGAUCGACGCUAUGCCUGGAGCCAAGGAGCUGCUACGAGACGUGAGUAGACGGACUCUUACGGACGGUGCUGUACCGGUCCGAGUCGAUGGUGCAGCUCGUCGAUGCUGUGCUGUGCAUUGCAUCGAGAAGCGGCACUACGUCAGACUUGCUCGCACGGGAGCUUGAUUGUUAUGCAGCUGUGUGCUGAACAGCAAGAAGAGCGUGGACAGCAGAGCACUGACGCAGAGGUCUCUCGCUUGCUCAAACAGAUUAGCGCUGGCCGCAGUGAAAGUCCAACGCGAAGGGCUGGUUGGGCCAUCGUCACGUCAGCAACGGCCGCAUACGCUCAUGUCGGCUUCGCCUCGUCUCGAGUGUCCGCGCCACCAGAGAUCUUCAUCACGGGCGACAUCUGUGCGCGAGGCAAGCCGGAUCCCUUCCCCUACUUGCUCGGAGCGGAGAAAGCCUUGGCACCUCCUCAGCAGUGCGUCGUCGUGGAAGAUGCCCCCGCUGGAGUCAGGUCUGGCAAAGCUUCUGGUGCUAGAGUGCUGGGACUAUGCACCACACAUUCAGAACGGAGCAUGUGGGAAGCCGGGGCUGAUUGGGUAGUUCAAGACUUGAGGGACGUCAGCGCCAAAUGGCAGGGAGAUGGUCCCGCUGCAAAGCUGACGCUCAAAAUUGCGUCCAAGGCGGCUCCCACCGAUGUGACCCAAACGACGGGCGGCAAAGCUUGA